AUGAAUACUAAUCCAUCAACAUUUCGUUUACGUACUGAAAUUCGUUGGUUUCUGAAAGAAAAUUAUUCAAAUGUUAUAUUUAUUGAUGAUAUUAAUUUAAAUGAAUUAUAUGAUAAGAAAAAACUUGAAAUAAUUCUUGUUGAUCAUCAUUAUUUACGUUCACAAUUAAAUAAAGUUGUAAUAGAAAUAAUUGAUCAUCAUCAAAUAAAAGAAGAUUCAAUUAUUUUACAAAAUUCAUCGGCAAUUAAAAUUGAACUAGUUGGUUCAUGUUGUACAUUAAUUGCUGAAAAAUUACUUACAUCAAAUUUUCAAAUGACAGAAGAAAUUGCAUAUUUAUUAACUGGACCAAUUUUAUUUGAUACAAUUAAUUUUUCACCAAGUGCUGGAUUAUCGGUUCAAGAUUUAUUACAAAAAGAUGCUAAACAAAUUGUUACACCAAAUUUGCGUCUUAUUAUGUCCAGCUUACCAACGAAUUAUACAGUUGAAAAAUUAAUUGGAGAGUUAAAAACAAUGAACGAUAUAAAUGAAUUUUUAUUAAAAAAUGAUAAUGCUGAUGGUGUUAUUAUGACUUCUGUAGAAAUUAAGAACGAAGAAACAAAACGUCAAUUAGGUUUUUAUAUUAAAAAAAUUGAAUACAUACAACCGAUUUAUGAAUAUAUUCAAAGGAAAGAACUUAAACUUAAUUUACAUGAACGUACUUUACCGAUGAAUCACCAACAUAUUAAAUUUUUUGAUCAAAAAAAUGUUCAUGCAUCUCGUAAACAAAUAUUACCAUUUAUUGAAAAAUUUAUCAGAGAUUUUAUUUAA
Molecule: messenger RNA, 807 nt
Organism: Rotaria sordida
Lineage: Eukaryota; Metazoa; Rotifera; Eurotatoria; Philodinida; Philodinidae
Source: the annotation of a GenBank genome assembly